Messenger RNA from Saccostrea cuccullata (small rock oyster), 1065 nucleotides. Its product is annotated as ankyrin repeat domain-containing protein 50-like. The transcript is spliced from 3 exons. Gene Ontology annotation, molecular function: protein binding. The record is from RefSeq and is a predicted model, not a curated record. NCBI's taxonomy places the organism in Eukaryota, Metazoa, Mollusca, Bivalvia, Ostreida, Ostreidae. Bases 1 to 1065 code for a protein of 354 amino acids.
AUGACAGACUUCAAAAAUGCAUGCUGGAGUAAACAGGAGAAUAUAUACGCAGUUCACAUUGCUGCAAACUUCCUGCACACUGAUAUGUUAUCACUUAUUCUAAAUGGUGAAUGUAAUGCAAACAUCGGACGUGAAUGUAGUUCGAAAGAAGAAUAUGGCACAAAGCACAGGGGAAACCCAUUGUUUAUUGCAUCAAGAUUUGGUCACCAUGAAAUUGUUCAAGAACUGAUAAGUCAUGGUGCUAAGGUUUACGGAAAGGGCUUGAGAAAUCCCCUCUUGUACCCAUCUUAUUCUGGAUACGAUAAAACUGUUGCGUUGCUUAUUACAAAUGGGGCAAAUAUAAACGAAAAAGACCACGAGGGACACACUUCUUUGAUGAAUGCCUCCAGAAGAGGCUGGAUAGAUGUCGUCAAAAUUUUGCUGAAGAAUGAAGCUGACUUAAACAUAUGCGAUGACGAGGAAGAAGACGAAGAAAAAGACGAGGGAGAAGAAAAUGCUUUAGAUAUGGCAUGUUCUAGAGGCCAUUUAGAUAUCGUGAGUAUUUUAUUGGAUCAUGAUAUUGAUAUCAAUAACAAUGGUUUUGUUUCAAGAACUCUAUUGAUGAAAGCAGUUGAAAACCAACACGAAGACAUAGUCAAACUACUCAUUGAAUUCGGAGCUAAUAUGAGCUCAGAAAAUGACGAAGGUUAUAGAGCUUUACAUACAAGUGCUUAUAAUAACUCAAAUGCUAAAUUAAUGUCAAUUCUACUUAAAAACAACGCCGGCGUGAAUGUGUGCAAUCACAUGGGAACCACGCCUCUGAUGAUGGCCCUGCAUAGAAGUUAUAUAAAAAAGAAGUGCAUACAGGCACUGGUUGAUUAUGGUGCAGACGUCAAUUCGCAUGAUGGUUUUGGAGAUCACAUUUCACAUUAUGCUGGUAAAUGCACACUGUUAUACCUCUUCUCCUUCGACAUGGUGCAAACGUCAGUGUACUCAAUGAAAGUGGAUGGACUGCUCUCCACGAAAUAUGCAAUCGUGGCUAUUAUAAUUCCGUCAAUGCACUUCUUCAGUAUGGAGCAGACAUGA